GGGGGGGAAGAUGGCAGCCCUGCCUUCCAAGGCUUCGGGAAGGUCACAGCCCCGUCUACCUACGCAGCAGAAGAUAUUAAUAAGACGUUACGUGAUGGUUCUGGUGGGCAGCCUUGUUUCCCAUCAGGAUGCUCCCAUUCAACUUUGAUGGGAAACCCCAACUGGUACCCGGAGGGGAGGCUGGAUGCCAGAGCCCACCGAGCCUGCCCUGCACCGGCUGUCACACUACCUGCUGGCCCACUACCAGAAGGGCACCCGGCCUGUGCGGGACUGGCGGACGACCACCAAUGUGGCCAUCGACCUCAUGGUCUACGCCAUCCUCAGCGUGGAUGAGAAGAACCAGGUGCUGACCACCUACAUCUGGUACAGGCAGCACUGGACAGACGAAUUCCUCAGGUGGGACCCGGCACGCUUCGACAACCUGACGCAGAUCUCCCUCCCCGCGGAGAGCAUCUGGGUGCCUGACAUCCUCAUCAAUGAGUUCGUGGAUGUCGGAAAGUCCCCCCAUGUCCCCUACGUCUACGUUGGCCACCACGGGGAGGUGCAGAACCUCAAACCGAUCCAGGUGAUGACCGCCUGCAGCCUGGACAUCUACAACUUCCCCUUCGACGUUCAGAACUGCUCGCUCACUUUCACCAGCUGGCUGCACCACAUCCGCGACAUCAACCUCUCGCUGUGGCGGCAGCCGGAGCUGGUCAAGUUCGACCGGAGUGUCUUCAUGAACCAGGGCGAGUGGGAGCUGCUCUACGUCCUCAGCCGCUUCCAGGAGUUCAGUGUCAAGAGCAGUGACAGCUACGCCGAGAUGAAGUUCUACGUGGUCAUCCGGAGACGCCCCCUCUUCUACACUGUCAGCCUGCUGCUCCCCAGCAUCUUCCUGAUGGUUAUGGACAUUGUGGGCUUCUACCUACCUCCCAACAGUGGCGAGAGGGUCUCUUUCAAGAUCACCCUCCUGCUGGGCUACUCGGUUUUCCUCAUCAUCGUAUCCGACACGCUGCCAGCUACUGCCGUUGGCACCCCAUUGAUAGGCAUUUACUUUGUGGUGUGCAUGGCACUGCUCGUCAUCAGCCUGACGGAGACCAUCCUGAUCGUGCGCCUGGUGCACAAGCAGGACCUGCAGCCCCACGUCCCUGAGUGGGUGAAGCGCCUGCUGCUGGAACGAGCCACUGUCCUGCUCUGCAUCCAGGAUGGGAGGACAUUGAGCCCAAGCAGGACGCGGAGCUCGGACAUCUCCAGGGAGGUGGAGAACAACGACAGUGCAGCCAAGCUGAGCCACCACGGCUGCGAGGACCCCCGGGAGUGUGAGGCAGCGGGGGCCAUGAGGCCCGCACCGGCCUUUGCUGGCCAGGCGGAGGGCUCCCCGCUGAUGCACAGCGUCCUGCGUGAGAUCACUGCCAUCCGCCAGUUCCUGGAGAAACGCGAGGAGUUUCGUGACGUUGCCCGCGAAUGGCUGCAAGUAGGCUACGUGUUGGAUGUCCUGCUCUUCCGGGCGUACCUGGCGGCCGUCCUGGCCUACAGCAUCACCCUGGGCACCCUCUGGUCGGUGUGGCGGGACGCCUGAGCGGUGCCCGCCUCGGGGGGCAGGCGAGGCGGGGACCCCAGACGCUGCCCCUCGCCUCCGGGCCUCGCCGCUCUUCGCUGACCCGGGCUGGCGCGUCCGCCGCCAGCCCCGCCAGCCCCCCAGCAGCCGCAUCUGAGCACGAUGGCGGAGCUGAGGAGGAACCACCCAGCACCGCCGACCCCUGCCCCAGCCUUCCACCGCGCUUCCCUCCCGACCCGGCCCCGCCAGCGGCCCGACCAGCGGCCGCCGCCGCCUUCAGCACCGCGGACAGCGGCCCCGCC
Molecule: messenger RNA, 1839 nt
Organism: Aquila chrysaetos chrysaetos
Lineage: Eukaryota; Metazoa; Chordata; Aves; Accipitriformes; Accipitridae
Product: 5-hydroxytryptamine receptor 3A-like
Exons: 9
Coding region: 185-1558 (457 amino acids)
Biological process (GO): signal transduction; regulation of membrane potential; nervous system process
Cellular component (GO): synapse; neuron projection; postsynaptic membrane
Molecular function (GO): extracellular ligand-gated monoatomic ion channel activity; neurotransmitter receptor activity; transmembrane signaling receptor activity
Source: RefSeq, a predicted model, not a curated record